Tigriopus californicus is the source of this 2620-nucleotide messenger RNA. Its product is annotated as N-acetylated-alpha-linked acidic dipeptidase 2-like. Gene Ontology annotation, molecular function: carboxypeptidase activity. The record is from RefSeq and is a predicted model, not a curated record. The transcript has 2 exons. Lineage: Eukaryota; Metazoa; Arthropoda; Copepoda; Harpacticoida; Harpacticidae. Bases 144 to 2585 code for a protein of 813 amino acids.
CGUGUGUAACUAUGCCCCGCAGACACUCCGCUAUUUGCGGGAUCACAUCCGAAAGGUACAUUUGUCGAAGCUGUUUCCUUGCACCUAUUGUGACCUGAAAACAAAAAGGAAGGCUGAUCUCAAGCGCCACAUUCAAAGGAUUCAUGAAGAUCCCAAACGACAACAACAACAACAACAGCAGCAGCAACAACAGCAACAACAACAACUUCAGCCUCAGCAGCAGCAAAACAUCAUCGUCAAACAAGAGGACUAUAUUCCCCAUUAGAAUCAUGAGCCACACGAACAAAAGAAUUGAACUUAUCAUGGGAUGGGUCAAGAUCAUAACGUUCUGCGUGGGGGGAUUUAUUCUCGGUGGCGUGGUGUUUUUCGUAACGGGAUGGUUUACGGCGCCUUAUUCCGAAACCAUUUCCAACGAAGAUGAGUCCAAGCUGGCCAUUAUCAAGCGGUUAACUAAAAACAAAUGGAACGCAUUUGACAUUCAAGAGGACUUGAACAAAGUAUCUCCGGAUUCAAUGAGAAACUUCCUACUGGAGCUUUCUAAAGAACCUCACUUGGCGGGUUCAGAUCGGGACGAGUAUCUGGCAGGGUGGAUCAAAUCCCAAUGGGAAGCCUUUGGUUUGGAUGUUGUGGACCAGGUCAAGUAUCAGAUGUUACUCUCCUAUCCGGAUCCUGCGAAACCAAAUAUGAUCACUCUCCAGGAUGACGAGCACGGGUUACUUUUUGAAAAUUCAGUCAUUGAGGACGGUGUAGAAGGUGAUGACACAAAUUUUGUGGACGCUUUCCUCGCGUAUGCCAAAGCUGGACAGAUCUCGGGAGACGUGGUGUACACAAAUUACGGGAGAAUUGAAGAUUACGAAAUGCUGAUGGAUCCAAACUCAGAGUAUUUUACCAAUGUAACGGGCAAGAUCUGUCUGACACGUUAUGGAAAAGGUUUUCGAGGCAACAAGGUUCAAAACGGUGCGGAUAAUGACUGCAUAGCCGUAAUCAUUUUCUCCGAUCCAGCUGACGUUGCAGCUGAAGGGACAGAGGACGUCUACCCAGACAGCUUUUGGUUGCCAGAGUCCGGGAUUCAGAGGGGAUCUUCCUUCUUGGGACACGGAGACCCUGAAACUCCUGGGUGGCCGAGCUUGGACAACGUGUACCGGGUACCAGAUGAUGUGCUAGCCAAACGCUUGCCACCCAUUCCUGCGCAACCUAUUGGUUACAAGGACGCCGCCGUGAUUUUGGGCGCCAUGUCGGGAGAGCUUGUGCCUCCGGAUUGGAUGGGAGGAAUUGCAGGGGUCGAAUAUAGGUUAGGCGGGUCGUUCGACCCUGAAAAGUGCGCCACCAACUGUAGGUUAUCAAUUGAAGUUAACAAUAAACUAGAACGCAAGGUAUCAUCCAAUGUGGUGGGUAUCCUCAGGGGUUCAGAGGAACCAGAUCGGUACGUCCUAUUAGGGAACCACAGAGAUGCCUGGGGCUAUGGUGCCGUAGACCCCUCAUCCGGUACGGCCCAAAUGAUGGAAGUGGUCAGGAUUUUAGGCCAAAAAGCGAAUACAACAGAAUGGCGCCCUAGACGCUCUAUGGUAUUCCUCAGCUGGGGAGCUGAGGAAUACGGCUUGAUGGGUUCCACCGAGUUCACUGAGCACUACCUGACCAAGCUUAAAGAGCGUGCCAUUGUUUACAUCAACUGCGACAUCUGCGUGGCAGGCUCUGUGUUGAAGAGCUUUAGCACGCCCACCGUCAACCAUAAACUCUUACAAGCCACCAAAGUUGUGCCCAGUCCCUUCAAUCCGGAACAGAGCUACUAUGAGUUCUGGCACAACUGGACCAGCCAAGGUGAUUCGGGCAAUUCGGAGCCAGUGACCAACCUCCCUGCAGCUGGAAGUGACCACGCUUUCUUCAUCUACGAACUGGGCAUUCCCGUCAUUGAUUUCUCCGUCAAACCCGACUUUCAUGAAUAUCCCAACCUUGAAUUCUACAACUAUCCAACCUAUCAUACAGGUUUUGAGACAUUUGCAUUGGUGGAUGAAAUCCUUGAUCCCGGUUUCAAGCAACAUCAGGUCUGCGCCGGCCUCAACCUUGUCAUGGGACGUAGUUUGGCCGACGAUUUGUUGCUGGACUUCGAUCCAAAACAGUACUACCAACUUAUGAAGACUUCUGUGGACGAUUUUACUACAUCCGGGGUAGAAGAUAAGCUGUUAUCCUUGAAUUUGACAUUGAAGCAUGUUAGGUCAGCUGUUCAGGAAUUUAAUGACACAGCAGCCCUAUGGAACACUCGGCGGUCAUCCAAGGCAAUCGUUGAAGACCCACUAGCAUUGCGAAUUUUGAAUGAUCAAGUCAUGAAGUUAGAUCGCACCUUCCUGUUGCCCGAGGGUCUCCCGAGGAGGACCGAAUUUCGGCAUGCCAUCAUCUCGCCCUCCGAACAUGACAGCUAUGGAGCAGGAUCUUUCCCCGGGAUAUCCGAUCUACUUUUCCAUUUCGAUAGCCUGACCUCACAGGAACAGGGUGACCGCACAAAACAACUUGAUCGACACUUGUCCGAUCUCAUGAUAUUGAUAAAAAAUGCUGCAAAUUUCCUGAAGAAUCCGGAAAUGAUUGUUUAAAAACGCAGUUAGGAAAAAAACACGUUUGGUUAUGA